This is a messenger RNA of Leptonychotes weddellii (Weddell seal), 5148 nucleotides long. It is a transcript of the gene VSTM2A, whose product is annotated as V-set and transmembrane domain containing 2A. Lineage: Eukaryota; Metazoa; Chordata; Mammalia; Carnivora; Phocidae. Gene Ontology annotation, cellular component: membrane. The record is from RefSeq and is a predicted model, not a curated record.
UGCCGCAACUUCCUUCCCAAAUCUCCAGCUCCCAGCCCCCAGCAAUCCUACACCGCAAUCCUACAACUGUAUUGUCCUCUUAAGCGCGAGCGAUCCAGUCUGCCGAGGCAAGAAAGAUUCAAUCGAUGGGGAAAAAGGGCAAAUUGGAAAAAAAUAAAUGCUCCUGCUCUCCAGAAAGAAAACGUAGACGGAGCCGCCAAGCCCCGAGCCUGCCGCGGGCUGCACGGCCCGCGUUCCUGGCAGGUGGGGAGCCGUCCGGCGCGCAGAGAGUUAAAGGCAUCAUCGCAGCCAUUAGAGGGAAAAGUUGCGGCGCGGCGAGCCCGGUGAAGUCCUCCAGCCCGCCCCCCUUGCCCACUCCCCACUUCCCGAGCUGGCUCGGCGUUUAGGGAGGGCAGUGAUCACGCAAGCCGGAGCAGCGGGCUGACGUUGGACGAGCUGCCAGGUAGCUGAAAGCAGGCAGCGAAGCAGCGGAGGCACUUCCCCGCGCUACAAGCCCGAGUGUGGACUCGAAGCCUCUCCGAAUCCGAGCCAGCUGGUUUUAACCUUCGCGAAUUGCACUCCCCUCUCCCCAGAGCCAGUCCUCGCGGAGUGAGCAGCAGGAUGUUUGCUGGGUCGCGCGCAGGGCUCUGAGACUGAGCCUCUGAUACGUUUGCAUUCCUAUCUUUUUGGGCUUUUUGGCUGUUGGCUACACUGAUGUGACCCCCCCCCUUUUGGAAUGAUGGGGAUCUUUUUGGCAUAUGUUGGAUUUGUUUUCUUUUCCGUUUUAUAUGUUCAACAAGGGCUGUCUUCUCAAGCAAAAUUUACCGAGUUUCCGCGGAACGUGACGGCGACCGAGGGGCAGAAUGUGGAGAUGUCUUGCGCUUUCCAAAGUGGCUCUGCCUCGGUGUAUCUGGAGAUCCAGUGGUGGUUCCUGCGGGGGCCCGAGGACUUGGAGCCCGGGGCCGAGGUGGCUGGUGCGCAGGUGGAGCUGGUGCCCGACCGAGACCCGGACAACGACGGGACCAAGAUCAGUACAGUGAAAGUCCAAGGCAAUGACAUCUCUCACAAGCUUCAGAUUUCCAAAGUGAGGAAAAAGGAUGAAGGCUUAUACGAAUGCAGGGUGACCGAUGCCAACUACGGAGAGCUACAGGAACACAAAGCCCAGGCCUACCUGAAAGUCAACGCCAACAGCCAUGCCAGGAGGAUGCAGGCCUUCGAAGCCUCGCCCAUGUGGCUGCAAGAUAUGAAGCCUCGCAAGAAUGUCUCCGCGGCCAUUCCCAGCAGCAUCCACAGCUCUGCCAACCAGCAAAUGUACUCCACCUCCAGCCCUCAAGCGGUAGCCAAAAUCCCCAAACAAAGUCCACAAUCAGAUAAUACUACCACUAUUCCAAAACCGACAGAGACUAAACAGUGUUUCUCCAAGUGUCCUGCAGACGACUCAAGCCAGACUCACCAGGGAGCUUGUUAAAAAUUCAUAUUCUGAAACUCCACCUAGCACCUUUUGAAUGGAAGUCUCUGAAUCUAGAACCAAAAAUAGGCAUUUUUAUGUGCAGCAAAUUAUGAAAAUCGUUAGCUCUAAAAAGUUCUUAUGGAUGAGGAAAACAUUUGUAUCACUUACCAUGAGAUAGGCAUGCAUGUGUGUGAUGCUACAAAAUACUUGUACGGAAACUGGUCUUUUGCCAUUAUUUUCUGCGAUUGAGAUGGACUUUUGUGAAGCUCUUCUCUUCGCUCCGGUGAUCAACAGCUGGCACUUACAAGAAAACUGGCCGUGGUUGAGGGGUAGUUAUGUUUCUACGUAUGGAGCCUCUAGUCACUCAGCAGGGAUGCUGAUUCUCUGAACUCCAAAAUAUGAUUAUUGUGUUUUCACCGUGAGCUGAACCUGAGCAUUGAGAGGCAGCUGCUCCUACAGCUGCUAGAAGCCAAGAGCUCCCGAAGUUCCUCUGUGGCUGAUAAACAUGGCUCCUCUCCAACAAUGGCCGGAUUUAGCAAGCAUGAUCUUGAAACAGAAUUCAAAGCUGGUGCGGGGAGGCAGAGGAGGGGCUGAGGGUCUUGCAGGAGGCUGUUUUCCUCAUUUAAAAUAUGAGGAAAGUGUGUGUUGCCUUCCGGUAGCGAGCCAAUAAUAUAAUUUAGACCUCAAUGUUGAUUUUGGUUUAAAUGAUCCAACUUGGCUGCUUACACAGGUUAAAUUAAUUUGAUCACUGUAAUUCUAUCAGUUAAAUGGCUGCUAUGUAAAUCAAGUGUCUAUGAAUAUGGUGAAAAAUAGAUUUGAGGCAGUGCUUUAGAUAAUACAGGCCACUGGAUCUGCUAGAGCUGUGUUUGAACCGGAAUUAAGUAGAUUAAAAGUCUAUACUGGCUAAAUUCGCUCGCAAACCCAUAUUUAACUCAUUGAAAUUCAGUAACUAGCUGAGCCCAUAAAACCAAGGCCCAGCUCUAUGUUGGAAGGGCUUUUCAAUGCACCACUGGUCACAUUAGGAUUCACUUGUGAUUGCCGGGAGCUCUGUAGUUGAGGAGACAUAAAGCAGAAUUGCCCGUGUUAUAAGCUCGUCUCUAACGAUUGCAUGAUUUGAGAUAUCAGAAAGCUGCCAGGUGAGCAGCUUUCUGGAUAGAUAACCAAAGGUUUGAGAAGUUGCUGGAAGACUUAAUUCUGUUGGUCAAAGUAACACGUGUCCUGGAAAAGACAAGCGUCCCCUCUCCCAAGGAACACUGUUGUCGCCUAAAGCCUAACACAGGUGCAUUCAUUUCAGUCACAAGGGGCCAUGGGCCCAGCAGCUAAGGAGGAAGGCCCUUCCCAAGUCACCUCCAUCACUCACAGCUGGCCAUGUCUCCCUUUCCUCAUUUGUUAAAUGGGAACUAUGGUAUAAACCUCACCAGGUUUUGAGAAUUAAAUGAAAUCAUAUGCAGAGAGAGCUUGGCAUUGAUCAAGCCCUCAAGAAAUGAUAACUAGUUGCUGUAUUAAUAUUGUUGCAUACACUUUUUUAUUAUUCUGAUUAUUAUUAGGAGCAAUGAGGUGCUGAGAGUAAAUGGUCUACACCACCUGGCUCCGCUGUGGUGCGUAUUUUCCUUAUUGGGUGAGUGUAGAUGAGGGGUUAAAGAAGGAUUUGUUCCUGGCUUAUGUUUUAUCAUGUAUAAUUUCAGAACUUUCUUUUUUACUUCUGUCACAAUGCCAUUAAUUGAUGAUAAAUUUUCCCCUAUAUAACCAUACUAAAUAUAUUAGUGACCAGCUGUCUUGCCCAAGGUUGUAACUAGAUCCUUACUGUAAAGCGUAAUAAAAUUCCAAAGGAUUGUUAAGAAUUUGAACUAUGUGGCCUGAAUAAACAGCAUGUAUUUGGAAACCACAAUUAUGCUCACUGGCUGCUAACUUUAUUAAAUUCAAGCUUUCAAAAAAGACCCUCAGAAUUUUUAAAGUCAUAAAAUGAUCAUAGAUACAUCUAAAAACGUAAGUAAGAACAGGUAAAAGCUUUAAAAAGAAAAAAAUAAAAUGGGUUUAGAACGAGUAAACCCCAGCUUGUUUGUUGAGCGAGCUGUGUACAAAAUAUCUCUGAGCCUCAAGAGCCAUAAUUUAUAAAACAGAUAUUAACACAUAUGCCCUAAGGGGCCAUUUUCUGCAUUAAGAGACAUGAUGUAUUUUAAAUAUCUAUCAGAGUAAACCUGGCAAAGAGUUCAGCAAUGGUUGGUUCCUUCCUCUUUACCUACAGGAUUUUAAAGCAUAUUAUUAAAUAACUAUGAUUUAAAAGGGUAAUAAAGGAACAUAAAUAUGAAUAGAGAUGAAAGAAAAUAAGCCUGGAAAUCCCUCAAAUUAUAUAAAAUAUUUUAAUAUCUGAUGAGCUAAAAAUAUAAGAAGGAAGGAUUUAUUUAAUUAAUAAGUAACAAAAGGAAACAUUAUUGUAAUUUAUGAUAUGUAUCCAAAUGAACUCAAAUUAAUUAAAGAGCUAAGCAGAAAAGAAAAAUCAGAGAAAGAUUAGCAUAAAAUCAGAGGCCUGAGGCUUUGAAGAUUUAGAGUUACAAAAUAUGCAAGUGAAAAUAACAUUUUACUAUAAGUAAUUCAAAACAUUUGUUUAAUUAAAUCAAAUUUAAGUAAAAAGUGAUACAGCAGACAAGGAAAUAUGUGUGUCUAAUACUUAGGAAAAGAAGAAAAUAAUCUCAAUUUUACAUAUGCUAUAAUUAUGUAAUCCAUUCCAAAUGAUUUAGAAAUAUCAAAAUAAACUUAAUUCUCUAUUUGACAGCAAAACUGAAAUAGAAAAUACUUGGGGCUUAAUACAUAAUUUUCAGUAGUAACAACAACAACAACAAAAAGUAUAAAAUAUCUAGUUUUUUUAAAAACAAUCGCAAGUAGUCUAAAUAUGAAGACCAUUAGAACACUUUGUUCAGAGAGUUUAAGUUGGAAUAAAUGAAUGAAUAUGCAUGUUUUUGGAUGGACAGUCUCAAUUUUAAAUGUGUCAGGUUUUUCAAAAGUAUUUGUAGACUUGAUGCAGUCUCAGUCAAAACCCUAGUCUUUUUUUAAAACUUGAAACAUAUAAUCUUGGCAAAGAUUUUUAGAAUCAACAUGUAUCAUCAAGGUUACAGUGACUCAGGCAUUUUGCUAUAUGAUUACUUGCACGGUGAAUUGGUACUUUCCUUCUAGAGGAACAUUUAUCUGGAAAGCUCAGUCACAGGGCUUUAGACCGUGUGACCCACUCAUACCUGAGGUGAUGUUCCUGGAAGGAAAGUCCAAAAAGAUCAGUAGUGAAGCAAGCCCAGAGGCAUGAGCGGAGAUGCUUCUCACAGAGGCCUUCCCAAAACAGCAAAUACCCAAAUGACCAAAAGUAAGGAAGUUACUUGAAUGUGUUAAAAUGUUAAAACCAUGCAGUGAGUAUUACGCAGGUUCUAAAAUCAAGUUUUAAUGAAAUUAGAUAAGAUUCAAUACAGAAAACAACGUGAGAAAUACAGGCUACAAAACAUUAAAGUAAAAAAUAAAGAAUACAAAACUUUAAGUCAAUCUGAGAUACUUGCAUAGAAAGAUGAUAAAUGUAUGAAAAUGUACAGCAAAAGUCAAGAUGUUAUGAUUUUUAAUUAUUUGAUUAUUUUGUGUGUAUAAUUAACAUUUAUACAAUGAUAAUCCAUUGCUUUUGUUAUAUGGAAAAAAAAAACCACAUUAUUUAAAAUUUCCCAGAUUUAAAGAUAGGCUAAUGA